Anopheles moucheti is the source of this 780-nucleotide messenger RNA. RefSeq names its product carbonic anhydrase 7-like. The coding region runs from base 1 to 780 and encodes 259 amino acids. Gene Ontology annotation, cellular component: cytoplasm. The record is from RefSeq and is a predicted model, not a curated record. Gene Ontology annotation, molecular function: carbonate dehydratase activity; zinc ion binding. The transcript is spliced from 2 exons. Lineage: Eukaryota; Metazoa; Arthropoda; Insecta; Diptera; Culicidae.
AUGCAACGGACGUUAUCAAGAGCCGUACAGAGUCCCGUGUGCCUUAUGCAAAGCAAGGCGCAGAUCGUAGACGAUGCUGCGCCAUUACGUUUUAUUGGUCAUUGGGAAGAUUGGGGUAUAGCUACCCUAACUAAUAACGGACAGUCCGCUGUGGUGAAGCUUAGCGAUCGGCCUUACCAGCCGUUUUUAGUGGGUGGCCCUCUCUGCGGUGUGUACGUGUUUGAGCAACUGCACUUCCAUUGGGGGCCGGACGAUACCGUAGGUUGUGAACAUUUGCUCAAUGGACAAACCCACUCGAUGGAGGCACACUUUGUUCACUAUAACGCACGCUACGGCAGUUUUGACGAGGCAUUGGACAAAGACGAUGGAUUAGUCGUGGCCGCAUUUCUUCUCGAUGCGCACAACAAUGGAACUGACUGGAUGCCACUUCAACCAAUCGUACGCGCUCUCGGCCGGAUUCAAAACCCGGGAACUACAUCACCAAUCCCUUCAGAUUGCCUUCGUUGGUUGACUGGAUUAGUGCUUGAUCGGCAUUACUAUACGUAUCACGGAUCUACGACAACCUCGCCAUAUCAAGAAAGCGUAACCUGGCUUGUGUACAACGCGCCAAUUUUUAUUUCAUCGCACCAGACAAAUGCGUUCCGCCGUUUAAUGCAUAAGCAUCCCGGUGCUGCUCUUGCACCAAUCACGAGCAACUUUCGCCCUGUGCAGUCGCCUUCUGAUGCUUUCGGAUUACUGUUUGUACGCAAUAGUGCAUCUAUUAAGCGUUCCAAAUUGUAA